AUGUCUGUGUCAAUCUUUAAAUACUUAAAAGACUUGGAAAAUAAAAAUACCCUUAGAGCAGCUAUUAUUUACAUAACAGUUGCUUACUUUUUUCAUGCUUUGUAAAUAAAAUUUUUUAAAUAUGGUCACUUUAACAUAGUUCCAUAAAGUCUAUUUUUGAGAGCAUUAUUAUGCUUAAUUGUAAUUUUUCUCUUUCAAUCAAAACAAAAAUAUUAUCCUAAGGUUAAAACAAAGUAUUUAAUAAAAUCAUAGUUUCUCAGUGCUAUUGGUUCAUCCAUUUAUUUUUAUGGAUUAAAAUAUAUCUCUAUUUCUGAGGCAGCAAUCUUGUUUGCCACAAAUUCAAUUUGGAGUUAAUUAAUUGUUAGCUUUAUGAAAAGAGAACAUAUUACUAAAUCAAGGUUUAUAAAUUCUAUAAUUUGUAUUGUAGGAAUAACUUUAGCAUCAAAUCCUACGAUAAAUGUUGAAGAUCCUUUUAUGCAUAUUAUAGGAUGUUUAAGUAUAUUAAUUUGUAGUGUUGUCUAAUCGAUCUCAUAUAUUACAAUGAAAUAAAUUGGAUCUGAGGUUUCAUCAUCAGUUGUCACUUCAUAUUACUAAAUUAUGAUCAUUAUAACAUCAAGUUUAUGGCAACAAUAGAUAUGUAAAUUUGAAUAUUUUACAGGAUAUUGGUUUUAUUUAUUUGGAUUUGCAUUUUUUACUCUUUUAGGAUAAAUGCUUUAAUUUAGAGCAUAAACUAUGGUGACUUAUGAUAAGAUAUGCAAUUAUACUUAUUCCUAAUUUUUAUAUGUGAUUAUUAUAGAUUAUGUACUCUUUAGAAAAAUAUUAAGUUAAAAUGGUUUUAUCGGAGGAUCAUUAAUUCUCUUUGGAGUAUUUAAAUAAUUAUCUGAUGAUAAAAAACUUAGAGGAUGA
This is a messenger RNA of Paramecium sonneborni, 906 nucleotides long. The record is from the annotation of a GenBank genome assembly. Lineage: Eukaryota; Ciliophora; Oligohymenophorea; Peniculida; Parameciidae.